Molecule: messenger RNA, 543 nt
Organism: Colletotrichum destructivum
Lineage: Eukaryota; Fungi; Ascomycota; Sordariomycetes; Glomerellales; Glomerellaceae
Exons: 3
Coding region: 1-543 (180 amino acids)
Source: RefSeq, a predicted model, not a curated record
AUGGUUACGUCUUCUGCAACAGGCAACAAGGGUCUUCGUGUCACACCGCUUCCUCGACUUGCACUGUCUCGUCUGGCGCUCAUUACUGAACACACACACACACACACACACACACAAACAGCAACAUUUUUCAAGCUGCAUCACCGCAUCUCUCGGACCACAUCUCACAAUAAGACGAACAUGGUUUCCACCAAAUACUCUCUGCUUGCCGCCAUUUUUGGCUCAUCUGUCCUUGCGGCGGACUGCUAUCCCAGCAACAAGCCCGAUGGGCUUACGCUCGCUCAAUAUAGACAGGUUGCGAACCAGGUCUGCAACAGCGGACCAAGCGCCAGCGUUGUCUUUGACUACGGCUCAUGGCCCAGUUACACCAAGAAAGUCAUUGAAGCAAACUAUAGCGGUAAUGCUAAGCUUCACUGCAAGGAAGCAUUCGACAACAUUAUUUCGCAAUGUGUGAGUGGAAACAACAAGAACGGUGGAUCUUGGACAUGGAACUAUAACGGCGUGAACGAGAAGUACUACAUUCAAGGGUACCAAAGUUCUUGA